AUGGCAUCCCUCUGCUCCGGCCAGCUGCAAGACCGCAAAGAUCACAAAGCCAAAUUACGAGCCCAGCCCCAGGCCCAGCCCCAGCUCCAGCCCCAAGACCAACCCUCAUCCUCAUCCUCACCCACAUCCCCGCCGGCUCCUCCCACCACGAUGUCGAGUACCCCGCCGUCGCCGGGAGACUUGCAGGCCGAGGGCUUGAUAUCGGAAGUCGUGGAUAUCUACCAGCAGCUAUCAGCGCUCGAGGCAGAUCUGAGGCCCUGCACCGUCAUCAACGAGCUCUUUGGGAGGCUGGUCGGCCUGAGUAUCCAGACCGUCAGCGAGGCUGUGACGAACAAGUUCGAGUUCCAGUUCGAGUCCGAGUCCGAGUCCGACUUCGAGUUCAAGCUCCAUAUUGCUUUGCAGGUCCUCUCAGAUGCACGCGUCGCGUCCAUCCUCCCGAAACUGCAUCAGAUCUGCUCGACAGCAGAAUACUACUUGGAGUUCCACUGGGCGAGCUACAUCUCAGGAGAUGAUGCCUCCUCAAGCCCGGAAGAAGUCCAAUCCCGCCUCGAGAAAUUCCCCUACUAUGGAAACUACACCGACCUCACGCGCAUGGAACUCUCCGCCCUCUCCUCCCUCGCCUCGCCCGCCUCCCCCCUCCGAAAAUUCGCAUUCAUAGGCUCGGGCCCCCUCCCCCUGACCAGCCUCUGUAUCUGCUCGUCCACGUCCCCCGCCCCCACCACCGUCUUCAACAUCGACAUCGCCUUACCCGCCAUCACCCUCUCCUCCCAACUCAGCCAGCGACUCGGUCCCCACGGGGCGGGAAUGUCGUUCACGCACGCCCCCGCCGGGGACAGCAGCACCGACCUGCGCGGCUACGACGUCGUGUACCUCGCGGCGCUCGUGGGCGGCAGCCAGGAAGAGAAGGAGGAGGCGCUGGGCCAGGUGGUGUCGCGGAUGAGCGCGGGCGCCCUGCUGGUGGUGAGGAGCGCGGAGAGGUUGCGGCGCUUGAUGUAUCCUACCUUCGACCCCACCACCCCGCGCGUCCUGCAGCACCUAGACAUCUGCCUCGCAGUGCACCCCUACAACAAGGUCGUCAACUCGGUCAUCAUCGGGCGCGUCAAGGCCCAAGCCCCAAGAGAAGAGAGGAGGAAGAGCGAGAGAAGAAGUUCAAAGCUAUGA
Drepanopeziza brunnea f. sp. 'multigermtubi' MB_m1 is the source of this 1161-nucleotide messenger RNA. NCBI's taxonomy places the organism in Eukaryota, Fungi, Ascomycota, Leotiomycetes, Helotiales, Drepanopezizaceae. The record is from RefSeq and is a predicted model, not a curated record.